This is a messenger RNA of Ictalurus punctatus (channel catfish), 1608 nucleotides long. RefSeq names its product crystallin, mu (gene crym). The record is from RefSeq and is a predicted model, not a curated record. Lineage: Eukaryota; Metazoa; Chordata; Actinopteri; Siluriformes; Ictaluridae. Gene Ontology annotation, biological process: thyroid hormone metabolic process. Gene Ontology annotation, molecular function: thyroid hormone binding. The transcript is spliced from 7 exons. Bases 113 to 1126 code for a protein of 337 amino acids. Gene Ontology annotation, cellular component: cytoplasm.
GGCGGGGCCUGUCAUGGUGUAUACGAGUGCACCGUUUAGGUCGAAGUCGAAGUCAGAAGCUAGUACAGGCUGCACGAGACAUCUCCUGGCUGAAGAGUUUGGAUUUUAAAAAAUGACAGAACAGCCCGUGUUUCUAAGCAACGAUGUCGUUGCACGUCUCCUUAGUUACGACGAUUUGAUCCCGCGUCUGGAAGAAGUUUUGGGAAAGUUUUCCCGGAGCGACAGUUCAGAUGUGGUGCAGCCCGUGAGAUCUGUGAUCCCCAUCAAAAAUCACAGCGGGUUUCUGGGGAUGAUGCCUGCAUACAUUGCACAUGAGGACACUUUGUGCAUGAAGAUGGUGGCUUUCUACAGACGUGAAGAAAACUUAAAUUUACCAUCCACACAAGCCACUGUGUUACUCUUUAACCCUGAAUAUGGCAAUGUCACAGUGGUUAUGGAUGGGACAGAUAUCACCCAUAAAAGAACAGCAGCUGUGUCAGCCAUUUCUGCUAAACUUCUGAUGCCAGCUCAGUCGGACGUCUUGUGCAUCCUCGGCUGUGGACACCAGGCUUUCAGCCAUUAUGAAAUCUUCACACAGCUUUUUUCCUUUAAAGAGGUGCGUGUGUGGAGCCGGAGAUUGGAGACAGCUGAGCGGUUUGCUGCGGGUGUCCCCGGUCCUGUUAAAGUAUUUUCUUCUGCCAAAGAGGCAGUGCAUGGAGCGGACAUCAUCGUUACCGUCACUACUUCUAGUGAACCAGUGCUGUUUGGGGAGUGGGUUAAACCCGGUGCUCAUGUUGCAGCGGUAGGGGCUUGUCGGCCAGACUGGAGAGAACUCGACGACGUGCUGAUGAGAGACGCUGUAAUUUACGUGGACAGCAGAGACGGAGCCGCAGUGGAGUCGGGAGACAUCAUUCUGUCUGGGGCAGACGUUUUUGCUGAACUUGGAGAAGUUUUAAAUGGAACUCGACCUGCCUUGCGCAACAAGACGACGGUGUUUAAGUCACUGGGUAAAUACUUUCCGUUUAGGACGGGCAAAAUUAGGCUCAAGGAAGAAGUCGCACAGUUUUUUAUAAGUAGACAGAAGUUCCUGCUGAUAAGAAAAUAUAAACUGCUAAGUCUCAGUAAUGUUUGCUUUCUUGCUAGAUGACUUGAGAUUUACUUUUGUUUCCCCUGAGACAAUAAAAGGGGCUCUAUUUAAAGCUUGACUGUUUCCAGCUAGCGAUGAUUCAGUCUUAGAAAUGAAACGUACUUAAAGUAUAUUCGCCAAGAUCUCUUUCUGCUUGUUGCUCAUACAUGCUUAUAAACGGCUGGCAAAAACUAUGAGUCAAGUGUUGAGAAAUUCAUCAGCUGCUGGGUGUAAAGUGAAGUGGAUUAAGUAUGGUUUCUCUUUUGCAAUGCAGGAAUGGGGAUACAAGAUGCAGUCGCUGCUAAGCUUGUGUUUGACAAGUGGAAGAGCAGCCAGUGACGGACGUGACGUGAAGCGUCAGCAGAGAGAGAAACUCUCAUUUCAGAAACAGAGCACAAAGAGACAUGAAGUAAAUCUCUAUUCAACAGACAUAAGCAUGACGCUGGAAACUAAUUCACUAACUGAUUAACACUUGUACGAAAUCAUUAAAGCUUGGGACAGAG